Molecule: messenger RNA, 2119 nt
Organism: Tetranychus urticae (two-spotted spider mite)
Lineage: Eukaryota; Metazoa; Arthropoda; Arachnida; Trombidiformes; Tetranychidae
Source: RefSeq, a predicted model, not a curated record
UUGGUUCACAAAUCACAGAGCGAGCCGAGUAAAGAGUAUAACAUAGAUUUAAAGUGACAGAUUCUUUGGUUGUGGUUCUUCCCCUUCUUCAUCAGAUUUGUAACAAUUAAUUUGUAAUUAUUGUGUUCCUUGUUUAUUUAAUUUAUUUAAUUUAUUUAUAUUUUCACUUUGAUCUCUUCUGAUGUAAGAAAUCAAAUCCGCUUCAUCUUCUAUCUCUCUUUUUCUCUUUCUCUCUCUCUCUCUUCCUUUCUUCCUCUUUUUCUAUUGGUCAUUGUUUCCUCUUUCUUCUUUCAUCAACGGUUUAGACUUUUAACUCAACACCAUAUCCAAUGGCAAAUAUCAAAAACUGUAGGCCAAAAAGAUAUGCUGCUCAACGUGCUCAGACUUUCUUUGGUCAAGAUCAAACUAGUGCUCUUUUUUACAAAGAACAAAAUGACUUAAAGAAAGCAUUAAGAAGAUCUCUUAUUGAAGCUCGCCGUGCUGCUAGUAGAGCUGACAGAGUUGAAAGUGAUUCUAAAUAUGUUGAUGAUGGGGACACUGUUGAGAAGGAAUCGGACCAAUCGGAUCAAGCAAGACCAAAACGAUAUGCUGCAUUACGGGCUCAGAUUCUAUUCUCUCAAGAACAGACCAGCGUUCUUUUUUAUAAAGAGCAAAAUGAUUUGAAGAAAGCAUUGAGAAAAUCUCUUCUCGAAGCUAAACGUGCAGCUAAUAGAGCGGAUAGAAGUGAUGGCAGUAACAAAUAUGUUAAUGGUGUUUAUAAGGUCGAUAAAAGCAGAUCUGAAGAUUCGGAAAGCCAUGAGCAUCCUGAUGAUGACCAACAUAGUAAUAAAGAUUCUCAAUCUAACGAUUCAACCAGUAGUAAAUCUAAAAAGCUUAAAAUCCACGCUCAAAGAAAAUUUGCUUCUAGUUCGGUUAAUAAUAUUGCAGCAUCAAGUCCAGUAAAAUCUGCCUCGAAAAAUUAUAAUACUGUUGCUGAGCUUUUCCCCCGACAUCGACCUUCCACUGAAGACUUCUUGACGUUUCUGUGCUUCAGAUCAACCAAACUUUUGCCACCAAUCAAUGGUAGUUAUAAUUGCACCGACUAGUUUUAUUCGAAAAUUAAUUUACCAGCUGUCUAAUAUUUUCCAUUCAUCAAAUCGAUCAAAUAACUAUCUUUAAUUAAUUUUUUAAUCUAUGCCUAUCAAUUGUUUUAUACAAUAUCCAACAUCCUUCAACCGGAGUGAAAGUUUAUAGUAAACAUUUCAAUUGUAAAAUAAUUAAACUUGGUUGAUUCAUCAAAUCUGAUCAAAUUUAAAUUAUAAUAUGCAGAUGUCUUGAAUGGCAAAAGAAGAAAAUUAAAUUUAAACACGAUUAGUGAGAAUCAAUGACUGAAUUAGAGAGUCAAAUUCUGUAUCUAACUCAAACUGCCCCAAUGUUGACAAUAAUAAUGUAUAGUUAAUUGUCUAUUUGCUGUUUUUGGAUUUACCUGGAGAUGGAUAUUGGUUGGAUUAGUGGAUCCAAUUCUAAUUAAUGGACAAUUUGGUUCAUACAAACAAUUAUAUUGUACUGGUUGGAUUAAUGUGGAGGUGAACCCAUACAAUCAAAUACCUGUUGAAUAACUUAAAUUUUGGUUGAUUGUGAUUUCACGAGCCUAUGUUACAAUGCUGGUCAAUAGGUUUUCAUACUUUGUGUUACUUUUGUUUCCCCGUUUUGGUUAAUUUAUUUGUUUAUUGUUCAAUUUAACUUCAAUUAUUUUUUUAAUUAUAUUCUCAUUUAGUUCAAUUGGGAUUUCAUUUCAAAGGAUUGAUUUUUUCGCCACAUAUUUCACUUAAGUCAUCAACAAUAUUUUUACAUCAACUAUGAAUCCAAUUGGUUGUGGAUCACUUUGAAAUUGAUUGAAUCUUUCAAUCUUUCUAAAUUAAAUUAAUAUGCAAAAAAUAAAGCCAGUCAUUUAAAUAUAAUGAAUUUAGUGGCCUGGAAAGUCAUCUUUACCAUUGCCAGUAACGGAAUGGAUGUGGUGCAAAAAAAGUCAAUCCUUCGAGAUAAAUUCCUUUUUCAAUUAUCUAUUUAAUUUGAUGUCUACAUUUUAAAUUAUUUGUAUCAAAAUUAAACUGCAGUUAAUACAUUUUUCUACACUCAA